Messenger RNA from Tupaia belangeri chinensis (Chinese tree shrew), 636 nucleotides. It is a transcript of the gene EIF4EBP1, whose product is annotated as eukaryotic translation initiation factor 4E binding protein 1. NCBI's taxonomy places the organism in Eukaryota, Metazoa, Chordata, Mammalia, Scandentia, Tupaiidae. The record is from RefSeq and is a predicted model, not a curated record. Gene Ontology annotation, biological process: negative regulation of translational initiation. Gene Ontology annotation, molecular function: eukaryotic initiation factor 4E binding. Gene Ontology annotation, cellular component: cytoplasm.
CGGGCCAUCCCCGCCACUCGCCGGGUGGUCCUCGGCGACGGCGUGCAGCUCCCGCCCGGGGACUACAGCACCACCCCCGGCGGCACCCUCUUCAGCACCACCCCAGGAGGUACCAGGAUCAUCUACGACCGCAAGUUCCUGAUGGAGUGUCGGAACUCACCUGUGGCCAAAACACCCCCAAGGGACCUGCCCAGCAUCCCGGGGGUCACCAGCCCUGCCAGUGACGAGCCCCCCGUGGAAGCCAGCCAGAGCCACUUGCGUAACAGCCCAGAAGAUAAGCGGGCAGGCGGUGAAGAGUCUCAGUUUGAGAUGGACAUUUAGGGGACCAGCCAUCGGACUGAGCUGUGCUUGGGCCCCUCCGGCCUUUUUGGGAGAAGGGCCUCUCCAGCCAGAUGUCGAGUGGGCCGGCUCCAGCCUCUGCUCCCUCACUCAGGGCCCUCUCCCCUUCCCCCUGGAACACAGCACCUACUCCUGUGCCUGGGCCGGCUGCCACCCCCAGUGCAGCAGCGAGUGGACUGGGGGGCCCUUCUUCCCACCCCUGCUGUGGGAGCACAGCCACCCCUCUCACCGCGGAUGUGCCUGGGAAAGCUCCCACCCCUUCCUUCCCGGAGAGGAAUAAAAGCCACCUACACCCUC